This is a messenger RNA of Prunus avium (sweet cherry), 1177 nucleotides long. NCBI's taxonomy places the organism in Eukaryota, Viridiplantae, Streptophyta, Magnoliopsida, Rosales, Rosaceae. The record is from RefSeq and is a predicted model, not a curated record.
AGCAUCCCUUGGAGACCAUAGAACAGUUCAACGAUUACUAGAACUCGACAUUUCGAUAGCAUAUGUUUUGGAUAAACAGGGUUUCUCACCAAUUCAUGUUGCAGCCAGCAAAGGUCAUACCAGUGUGAUUAGAGAGAUUGUUCGGCAUUGCCCAGAUUCGGGAGAACUUGUUGACCCCUAUGGACGAAAUGCUCUUCAUAUGGCCAUUGUUGGUGGCCACGCAAAUGUGGUCAGGUAUAUACUAGAAACAGAAGAGCUGGAGGAGCUCAUAAACCAGCCUGAUUUUGAUGGAAAUACGCCUUUGCAUCUAGCCACCAUUGAAAGAAAAACCUGGAUUCUGAGUUACUUGAAGUGGGACAGAAGAGUGAAUCCGAGAUCCAAGAACAAAUAUGGACAAACAGCAUUUGACAUUGAUAGGUCAAUCAAAGAAAUUACAUCUCCCAGAAAUAUAGUCCCAAGCAUUUGUGGACAUCUCCGGACACCGCCUUCUUGGUUAGAUAGCAUCAGGAUUCUCCCAAGAGCAGACCAAGAAGAAGCCAAUGCAGUGCAAACUUACAAACAAAUGGGGCAGACCCUUUUAAUGGUUGCAACACUUAUCACAACUGUGACGUUUACAGCGGCCUUCACAAUGCCUGGAGGCUACAACAACAAUAUUGGUCCAGACAAAGGGGUGGCUCUUCUGGAAUCAAGCAAAUAUCUCAAACUCUUCAUCAUCGCAGACACCAGUGCCAUGACUUCCUCAAUAAUUGCAGCUUGCCUUCUGUUCUGGGGAGCUGUUAACUGCAACAAGUCCUCCUAUGUUUACUAUUUCACAAGUGCUGCUGCUCUUACAUAUUUUGCUCUGCAAUUCACUGCAGUAUCCUUCGUAACAGGGAUUUUGGCUGUCAUGCCCCAUCAGCACUUCGUCAGAAUCAUGGGACAUGCAAUUGGGGUUGCUUUUCAUGUUAGUACCUUCCUGUUUCUUUCCCAAUUGGUCAAAAUGUUUUCCAUCCCUGAAGCCUGCAGAUUUUUUAUUUCCAAUCUUUGUAAGCUCAAGUCUAGAAUUACAAAUAAACAAUGAAGAAUAAGAGUGCAUUCUUCACUAUUUGCAUGCACUAGGAUGCAUGUCAACAAAUAUCCCAUACACAGGGCUGAAAAUUAGUGAGGCUUUUGUAGUUCAACUGCUUUUAUUCCAUCA